Molecule: messenger RNA, 2993 nt
Organism: Hypanus sabinus (Atlantic stingray)
Lineage: Eukaryota; Metazoa; Chordata; Chondrichthyes; Myliobatiformes; Dasyatidae
Gene: fggy
Product: FGGY carbohydrate kinase domain containing
Exons: 16
Coding region: 149-1780 (543 amino acids)
Biological process (GO): carbohydrate metabolic process
Molecular function (GO): kinase activity; phosphotransferase activity, alcohol group as acceptor
Source: RefSeq, a predicted model, not a curated record
AAGUUUGGACUUUAGUUAGUAGUUCCAGUGCCGAGCGGGUGCACCGGGCCGAUACAAGUCACAGGGUCGAUGGGCUUUCCGUAGUGCGCAGGAGCCGGCUGGACCUGUCCUUUCUCGGCCGCCGACCACGUCCCCCAGAUUGACCAACAUGCGCUACUACAUGGGGAUUGAUGUUGGGACUUCAAGUGUGCGGGGAGCACUUGUAGAUCAAAACGGCAAAGUGAUGAUCCAGGCUGAACAACCAGUCCAGAUCUGGGAGCCACAACCAGAUUACUAUGAGCAGUCCUCUGCUGAAAUCUGGGCAGCAUGCUGUACUGUUUCAAAGAAAAUAACUCAGAUGGUUGAUUUGAGCCAUAUCCAAGGCAUUGGCUUUGAUGCCACCUGCUCUCUUGUUGUACUUGAUGAAAACUUUGAACCUCUAGCUGUGAAUACAGAAGGGGUGAACAAUAGGAAUGUUAUCAUGUGGAUGGAUCAUCGAGCGGUUGAUCAAGUAGACCGAAUAAAUAAAACUAAAUACUGUGUGCUACGUUAUGUGGGCGGAGUGAUGUCCCCAGAAAUGCAGCCACCAAAGCUUCUUUGGUUAAAAGAAAAACUGCGAAGCAUUUGCUGGGAAAAAGCUGGUCAUUUCUUUGAUCUCCCUGAUUUUCUGUCUUGGAAGGCCACAGGUGCAACUACAAGAUCUCUCUGUACCUUGGUUUGUAAAUGGACAUACUCUGCACAAACGGGCUGGGAUGACUGCUUCUGGAAACAAAUUGGACUCGAAGAUUUAACAGUCAAUAAUCAUUCUAAAAUAGGGAAUCACGUGUUGUCUCCUGGAAGCCGAGUCGGAAAUGGCUUGACAUCAGUUGCUGCUCAAGAACUGGGAUUACCCAAGGGAAUUGCUGUGGCAGUGUCUUUGAUCGAUGCCCAUGCUGGAGGUUUAGGUGUGAUUGGAGCAGAUCUAAGAGGUUCCAACUUGCCUUGUGAGAACAAGCCAAUAACUUCAAGGCUUGCUCUCAUCUGUGGAACAUCCUCCUGUCACAUGGCGAUUAGUAAAAGUCCCAUAUUUGUACCUGGUGUUUGGGGUCCUUAUUACUCUGCUAUGGUUCCUGAUCUAUGGCUAAACGAAGGUGGACAAAGUGCAACAGGAAAACUGAUAGAACACGUUGUUAAAAGUCAUGCUGCAUUGCCAGAGCUGGAGUCCAAAGCCAAGGCCAGUGGGAAGAAUGUCUAUAUGUACUUAAACUGUCACCUGGAGUCCAUUAAAAAGUGCUCUGCUGUGGGCAUGCUAACAGAAGAUUUACAUGUUUGGCCAGAUUUCCAUGGUAACAGAUCUCCCUUAGCAGAUCCUACCCUAAAGGGCAUGAUAACCGGAUUAGCACUGUCCAACAGUAUUGAUGAUCUUGCUAAGCUAUACUUAGCAACAAUUCAAGCAAUAGCAUUAGGAACCCGCCAUAUUUUGGAAACUCUGCAGAAUGCAGGACAUCAAAUCAAUACCCUCUUUAUGUGCGGUGGAUUGAGCAAGAAUCUCCUGUUUGUCCAGAUGCAUUCCGAUAUCUCAGGUAUGCCAGUCGUCCUUGCCGAGGAGGUGGAAUCAGUUUUAGUGGGUGCUGCUAUUCUGGGAGCCUAUGCCUCAGGGGACUUUAAGUCUAUUCAGGAAGCUAUGGAAAAAAUGGGAAAAAUUGGAAAAAUAAUUCUUCCAGACCUGGAGCAAAAGAGGUAUUAUGACAACAAAUAUAAAGUCUUCCUGAAGCUUGUUGAUCACCAGAGGGAAUACAGAACUAUUAUGCAAAACGUCUGAUUGUCCCAGCAUUCUAGAGAAAAUGGCCAAGUGAAAUUCACUCUUUCCAAGUGAAAUUACUAUUACUAGAGCACUGCCUUUAUUCUUUAUGUGAAAGAUUAUACUGCGUAAAAUGUAAACUUAAAUUCUGGACAAUUCAGUUGGAAAAAUGUAUAUUGGAUAUGUUUAAUAAAAAAAAUCAUUUAAUGUAAAAACUGUUAAAAUGUGCAAGCAGUUUCACUUUUGUUAUAACAUUAAACUAUCUUGUAAAUCAGAGGUUCAUACCAGGGAGAUUCACACAGAUGUCAUGUUGUUCUCUGAAUUGGGGUUCAAGCUGCAUAUGCAUUGAAAUUGUAAAUGUACACAAAAACAUGUUCAAUUAUUGUUUGCCAUUGAUUUAUUAUUUGGAAGAAAGGACUUUACAAGUUUAUAAUAAAUCAAUGCUGAAGGUCUUUAAAUGUGGGAAAAUACAACACCUCUUUUAACACUACCCCCAUAUUAGGAGCAGGCUUGGUUUGCUGGGAUCCAGGGGGUAUUCAAAAUAAUGGAUAGGACACCUCAUACUGCUCUCCCAACACAUUUGUGCCAGCAAUCAAUAUAAUUGUAAUGUUUCCUGCGAUUUUUUGGCCAUCUACAUGCAGACUCUUCGUUACAUAAUUGUCAGGUUGUUAAGACCUGACACUAUCCAAUCUACAGUUUACAACAGCUGUACUGAAGCCUGAUCACUCCCACCUUCCUCUACCCCAGUGAUUAAAACCAGAGGAGGCCCAGGUAAACUAUUACUUUUAUUUCUGUAAAGUUGUCUUGUUGACUGAGAAGAAUAUCCCUGCAGUCAUGGAUCCAUGAUUUUCUGCUUUGCUCCUGUCUUUAAUCCACUGGGAGAAAUUAGAGUGUGUUGUCUGAGUUUACAAGGCAGGAAGUUCACAUGAGCCUCCUGUUGUGCUUCUCUGUGCACCAGGCACAUGCUUGCAUACUUAAGGCUUGAUUUCAGAUUGAAACUAAAGCUGUUCAUCUAUUUCAUAAUUUCAGAGUGAAAACACAAAAUUUGGAAACAUAGUCACUGGACCUCAGACAGUGGAUUAUGAUCAGGCUCUUGAGGGUUAGUCUGGCCCUAUACCGACCACCAAAAGGCCACUCUCCUUGUUGUCCCUCUCUAUGACUGAUAUUGUUUAAUACUUCAAUGUGGAAGAGAGCAGAUUAGGCUAACUGAAAGUAAUGGAAACCACUAAUUUCU